Messenger RNA from Microtus ochrogaster (prairie vole), 5806 nucleotides. It is a transcript of the gene Asxl2, whose product is annotated as ASXL transcriptional regulator 2. NCBI's taxonomy places the organism in Eukaryota, Metazoa, Chordata, Mammalia, Rodentia, Cricetidae. Gene Ontology annotation, biological process: animal organ morphogenesis; positive regulation of transcription by RNA polymerase II. Gene Ontology annotation, molecular function: DNA binding; chromatin binding; peroxisome proliferator activated receptor binding. Gene Ontology annotation, cellular component: PR-DUB complex. The record is from RefSeq and is a predicted model, not a curated record.
CGCGCGGGAGCGGUCACAUGACCACAGCGGCUGCCUGUACAGUAAGAACCCAAUAUGGCAGCGGCGUUAGCAGUGGCAACAGCAGUAGGACCGGCCGCCCCAUAGACCUCCCCCCCCCCACCGCCCCACUGCGCGCCUCCGCUGCCGCUCCUCGGCUGAGUUGCUUCUCCGGUCCGACUUUCCCUUUCUCCCACCUUUUCCCGGCACCGCGGGAAAAGCAGUGCAGGGCGCAGCAGGCAAGGGAAGGCAGCCGGAGCCGGGGCACGGAAGCCUCCGAGUCAGUUCAAGACCCGACAUGAGGGAAAAGGGCCGUAGGAAGAAGGGCAGGACCUGGGCGGAGGCCGCCAAGACGGUCUUAGAAAAAUACCCUAAUACACCUAUGAGUCAUAAAGAAAUUCUUCAAGUUAUCCAGAGAGAAGGGUUAAAGGAAAUCAGAAGCGGGACUUCCCCUCUUGCAUGCUUAAAUGCAAUGCUGCACACAAACUCCCGAGGUGAAGAGGGAAUCUUCUAUAAAGUCCCAGGUAGAAUGGGAGUGUAUACUUUGAAGAAAGAUGUGCCAGAUGGAGUGAAAGAACUGUCAGAAGGUUCAGAAGAAAGCAGUGAUGGUCAGUCAGAUUCUCAGAGCUCUGAGAACAGCAGCAGCAGUGAUGGUGGCAGCAACAAAGAGGGGAGAAAGAGCAGGUGGAAGAGGAAAGUAUCAUCUAGACUGUCACAGCCAUCCUCUCCCCAGUCGGGCUGCCCAUCACCCACCAUUCCAGCAAGUAAAGUCAUUUCUCCAUCACAGAAGCACAGCAAGAAGGCGUUAAAGCAGGCCCUGAAGCAGCAACAACAGAAGAAGCAGCAGCAGCAGCAAUGCAGGUCAAGCAUGUCCAUCUCCAAUCAACACCUCUCUCUCAAGACUGUCAAAGCAGCCAGUGAUUCUCUACCUGCCAAACCCGCUCUAUGGGAAGGAAAGCAAUCUGAUGGACAGUCAAGCAGUCCCCAGAACUCAAACUCCAGCUUUUCUCCCUCAGUGAAAGUGGACAGUUCUCUUCUAGGCUUGGGGAAGAAGUCUUUCCAGAGGUCUGACAGACUUCACACAAGACAAAUGAAAAGGACUAAAUGUGCUGACAUUGAUGUUGAGACCCCCGACUCCAUUCUGGUUAAUACUAAUCUUCGCGCACUAAUUAACAAGCACACCUUUUCACUUCUUCCUGGAGAUUGCCAGCAGCGCCUGCUUUUACUGCUUCCAGAGGUGGAUCGACAGGUUGGUCCAGAUGGGCUGAUGAAAUUAAAUGGCUCAGCCCUUAACAAUGAGUUCUUCACCUCUGCAGCUCAGGGCUGGAAGGAAAGACUCUCAGAAGGUGAAUUUACUCCUGAAAUGCAGGUGAGAAUUCGUCAAGAGAUUGAGAAGGAAAAGAAGGUAGAGCCAUGGAAGGAACAAUUCUUUGAAAGCUACUAUGGUCAGAGUUCUGGCUUAAGCCUUGAAGAUUCACAGAAACUGACAGCUUCCCCUAGUGAUUCCAAAGUAAAGAAAAGCCCUGCUGAGGAACCAAAAUCCAUAUUUCCUUCAGAGGCCUCUCCUGCCGGAAACUUCCCAAUAGUUCCCCAUUCAGAGUGUAAAGAAGAAGCAGUGCAAAUACCAUCACCAUUCAGAAAAGAAGUAGAAAACCAAGAGGAGGCACAGCCAAAUUCUGCAUCCCCAGAACCCAUCCUUGCGUCAGCCAGCAAUACAAAUGAGCUUAUCACCAUGACGUCCGUCAAGUGCCCUAAACAUGAGGGACUCUUAGAGCAGAAGCAUGUUGUCUGUGCUGAACAAGAGUCUGAGAAAGAAAAUCAAGCCACCACAACUUCUAAUUAUAACAAAAGCGAGAACCAAGAAGCUACAUCCCCAAGCAAAUCUAAAACUUCUGGGUUAGAAAAGCCUAUAACAAAGCCUGUGGCAGAAGCUGGUCCACUGGACCCAGAUGUAAAGAUAUCUCCAAAGUCUCUUGCUGAUCAGAUCCCAGAAAGUCUGAAAAGGAAAUCUUCUCUUACCCAAGAAGAGGCUGCUAGCAGCUGGGAGAAAAGACUACGUAUCACUGAAAACCACCAUCACCAUCACCAGCAGCCAUUUCAGGUCUCGCCACAGCCCUUUCUUAAUAGAGGGGACAGGGUACAGGUGCGAAAAGUACCACCUCUCAAGAUCCCGGUCUCCAGAAUCUCCCCGAUGCUGUUUUCUACAUCGCAGGUCUCUCCCAGGGCUCGUUUUCCAAUCUCCAUCACUAGUCCUUACAGAACAGGAGCCAGAACUCUUGCAGACAUCAAAGCAAAAGCCCAGUUGGUCAAAGCACAGAGGGCAGCAGCCGCAGCAGCCGCUGCAGCUGCUGCAGCCGCCUCAGUUGGAGGGACCAUUCCAGGACCUGGCCCCGGGGGUGGACACAGUCCAAGAGAGGGUGGCGAAAGGAAAACUGGUGCAGGAGGGAGUCCAGGCUCAGACAGAGUCAGCACAACUGGAAAGGGUCCCACACUGGAGCUGGCAGGAACUGGAAGCAGGGGAGGUAUGCGAGAGCUUUUACCCUGUGGUCCCCAGCCUGAGACCCAUACACCAGGCCAGUCCCAGCCUCCUGGUGUCUCUGGAGCACAAUUACAGCAAACCUCCUCAGUGCCUACAGCACAUACCAUCAGUGGAGCAUGCACAAGCCUCCCAUUACCAGCCCACAUAGAGAAACUAAACAGUGGGAAACUGAACCCCCACCAGGCAACAGCCACAGCGGCCUCUCCUUGCCACUCACAAGACCUGAGUAGUUACAGACAGGAAAAAGCUCCUUCUCCAGAAGGGCCUGCUCUCAUCUCAACGGCUUCACCUGUUUGUUUUGUAGCUGAUGGCACAGUUGAACACAAAGCAGGUUCUAAUAAGAAUGCACCGAAGCCUUCAGCCUCAGCAAAGGUAGCUGCUUCUGCUCGACUGGAUAUGACUUCCCCCUCUGCAACAUCCUUAUUGACAACAGCCAGUUUAGAAAAACUCUCUGUACCCCCAGUCAGUGGAACUGCAGCAUCUACUGGAUCAGCUUCAUCCUCAAGCACCUUGCCAGCAGCUUCUAGCCUUAAAUCCCCAGGAACUUCUGCAAAUAUGAACGGACCCAUUUCAAGACCAAGUUCUAGUAUCCCUGCUAAUAACCCUUUAGUUACUCAGCUGCUCCAGGGCAAAGAUGUUCCCAUGGAGCAAAUUCUGCCUAAACCUCUCACCAAAGUUGAAAUGAAAACAGUCCCACUGACUACGAAAGAGGAGAAGUGGGUAGGAGCAUUCCCUGGUUCCAGUGUGAUGGAAGGCAGCACCAGAGAGGAAGUUAAUGGCAGGCAGGCCUAUCUGGCUCUCCAGCAGCUGGGGAAACCCUUGCAGAGUAAGCAGCUUCCCCAGGUCCCAAGGCCAGUCUUCGAAGCUAAGGACUCUUGCAGUGACACUCACCAGUACCCAGAAGGACUAAGUAAAACAACUCAAGAUCAGCUUUUUCAGACUCUCAUCCAGAGGACUCAGAGACAGAGCGUUCUCUCAUUUGUGCCACCCUCUCAGUUCAACUUUGCUCACUCAGGUUUCCAAUUGGAAGACAUAUCCACAAGGCAGAAAUUUAUGCUGGGCUUUGCUGGCAGGAGGACAUCCAAGCCUGCAAUGGCAGGUCACUAUUUACUUAAUAUUUCCACCUAUGGCCGGGUGUCAGAGAGUGUUAGGAGGACCCAUUCUGUAAAUCCUGAGGAACCAUUUUGUCUAAGUAGCCCCACUGAAAACUUGAGAAUGGGCUAUGCAGAUUGUAAAAACACAACUGGAGACAGCAGCAGCAGCAGCAAAGACGAUGAAACUGAUGAAGAGAGUGUGGGAGAUGAGAAAGAGCCUGUGUCAGUGAAGGAGGAGCCCUGGGCUUCUCAGAGUUCUGGCAAGCAUCUCCACAGUGGGGAAACUCCAUCCACCAUUGAUUGUUUAGCUAGCAAGAAUGGUAAGGCUGAGGCACCGAUGAGUGAGCAAACCACUGCAGGCAAGGAGAAUUGCAUAUUCUCUAGAGGCCAAACAUUUGAUGAAAAGACCCUACCCAGAGAUUUUAUUCAGGCAGCACAUAAACAAAUGGCUCACGGUGUGAGAGGUAAGACAGUAUGUAGCAGCCCCGAAAUUUUCAAUUCUACUGCUCUUUCUCUCCCUGCAGACAGUCCCACACACCAGCCUCUGCUCCUUCCACCACUGCAAACCCCCAAAUUGUAUGGAAGCCCCACACAGAUAGGGCCAAGCUAUAGAGGCAUGAUCAAUGUCUCCGCCUCAUCAGACAUGGACCAUAGCUCUGCUCCACCAGGUAGUCAGGUAUCUAGCAAUGUUGGGGAUGUUAUGUCAUUUUCAGUGACUGUCACGACUAUCCCUGCUAGCCAAGCUAUGAAUCCCAGCAGCCACAGCCAGACACUUCCUGUUCAGGCCUUUCCUGAUGAGAACAGCAUUGAGGACGCGCCUUCGAAAUGUUACUGCCGGUUGAAAGCCAUGAUCAUGUGCAAGGGAUGUGGAGCUUUCUGUCAUGAUGAUUGCAUUGGGCCCUCCAAACUGUGUGUAUCCUGCCUCGUCGUCCGAUAAUAAGACUACAGCAAAUGUAAAGGAGGGAAGGGGGGGAGGCUUAACAAGACGUAUUCUUGCACCCUUUUGAAAUCACAGAAAUAAAGUUUGAGUUGUCUCAAGAGACAUUAAUCAGGAAUGCAGAAUACAGGUCUUCAGGUUGACAGGAAGCGCACCUUGUAUAGUAAGUGUGAGUCAAGGAGGACUAUGAAUCGGUGACAAGUUUGCACUUAAAAAAUCAUGUAAAUAUGUCACAUUUUGUUUUAACAUUGUUUUCCAAGAGUUUAGGUAAUGAUGUGUUAACUGCACAUUCAGAUUUAUGUUCCAUUUCUUUUGACUCUGAAAAUAGUUGAGUGGUAUGCAUGGUGAAAGGAAACUCUCUGCCUCUGACCCUUCCUAGGGUGGGGAAAGGGAGAAUGGUCAGGAAGUGACCAUCAUGCUGAUUAUGUCUUCACAGGCUGACUGCAGGUUCUCCACAGAUAACAUGCCUUUGUGGGGUUUAGAUUGGGGGUUUACUCAUCCCUUUACAAGUGGAACCAUUUCAAGUGGGGUUUUUAAAAGAUAGUCACAUCCCAGUGUUUUUGAUCCUGACAGUCCAGACUUAGCUUUUGCCUUCCAUGAAUCAGUACUGUUGUCAAGCAGAGUGUUUCCUAAAAGUCCGUGAAUGUUAUUUAAGAAGGGUCCGCCUCCAAGGGACUCCUCUAUUAGCCUAAUCUGUGCAUGGCAUUAGUUCCAGCAAUAAUACAUCCUGAUUCUGCAUCAUUCAUGGGCUCCCACAAACAGGUCUGAAAUAAAACGCACACAAGCAUUAGUGAUUGGGGUAUGUGUGUGUGAGAGAGAGCGAGAACUGUGUGUCUUGUUGGCAAAGGAAUGAAACUCAGGACUUUGGAAGAGUGAUUUUAACACUGGACACAAUAUUUUCCUUUCCUAUUCUAUCUCAAACAAUUCCAGGUAGAAACACCCUUUGGUGGUAACCUCUUUUCUGCUUUGACAUCCCAGGCAUGAGAUGACGAUGCAGUGGUCUUUGCCAUCCUACCACACCACAUGUUUGCACUCAUACAGAGAAAGAAGACAGUUUGCUGUUUCUUCUAGUCUAGAAUUUCUGCUGUCUGGACAGCAAGGAUUCCUGAUGUGAAAGGGCGUUAUGAGUGACUGAUCAAAUACCUGGCUGUGGAAUUUCAGGGUAUUUUUUCUUUUUGAUUAUUAUUUUUAAAAUCCUUUUCCCAGCACCCUGGAUUCAGGGGCGUACUGAUCUCUAUG